This is a messenger RNA of Lachancea fermentati, 924 nucleotides long. The record is from the annotation of a GenBank genome assembly. NCBI's taxonomy places the organism in Eukaryota, Fungi, Ascomycota, Saccharomycetes, Saccharomycetales, Saccharomycetaceae.
AUGGAUAAGGAAACAGCACCUCAUAAGAUACCUGACUUUUAUUGCUGCUAUCUUCUACGCUCCAUUCCUAAACCUCAGUCAUUCUACAUUGGAUCGACGCCUAAUCCUGUCCGGAGGUUGAGACAGCAUAAUGGCGUUUUAACUAACGGAUCUGCAUACAGGACAAAGAGGGAAGGUGCACGGCCCUGGGAAAUGGCUAUGUGCGUUCAUGGAUUUACAAGUAAAAUUGCUGCUUUACAAUUUGAACAUGCUUGGCAGCACAGCUAUCAUACACACUACAUACGUGAUGAAGAUCGAAUAGUAAAGAAAAAGGCGGCGGGUCGCACAUUCCACCACAAACUGGGAAAUGUAAGACUUCUUCUCAACAACCCUUACUUCAGAUAUAUGGAUCUUACCGUUCAUAUGUUUAGUUUGGAUGCUCUUAAGAUAUGGGAAGAAGAUAAAUUUGUUCUUGGAGGUGACAUAAAUAUCAGUAUCUCUGAGAAUUCCAUACAAGGAACGCAAUCGAGUGACUCGGACAUCAUAGAAGAAUAUUCAUCGAAUAAUAUGCGGUUAGUCGAAGAGCUCUACAAAUCUAUUUUGAAAGAACAUAAGCUGCUAAUGGAGUACAUGCUAAAUCGACUGUUCGAAGGAGAAACUAAAUGUCAAAUCUGUAGACAAACAUUUAACUAUGUGGAAGAAACUAUGAGACCACUGGUAGCGUUUUGUUUGAAUAUUGAUUGUAAUUUUUCGUCUCAUCUUGCCUGUCUGCAUCGGGUCUUUCUAGAUGAUGACCGGAUAACUAAAGGAGUCCAUAUUCUGACCCCGAUGUUAGGCGGAUGCCCUUUCUGUGAACGGCAUAUGCCUUGGCCAAAAAUUGCCAAAUUUUCAACGCAUGCGCGGAGCGAGUUUGAACUGGGAGAUUCGCAGCGCAAGAAGAUAUGA